Messenger RNA from Parathielavia appendiculata, 507 nucleotides. RefSeq lists its product as uncharacterized. The annotation marks the transcript as partial. The transcript has a single exon. Gene Ontology annotation, biological process: regulation of transcription by RNA polymerase II. The record is from RefSeq and is a predicted model, not a curated record. Lineage: Eukaryota; Fungi; Ascomycota; Sordariomycetes; Sordariales; Chaetomiaceae. Gene Ontology annotation, molecular function: DNA-binding transcription factor activity, RNA polymerase II-specific; RNA polymerase II cis-regulatory region sequence-specific DNA binding.
CCCAGCGCCUGGUCGAUACCGCCUACUCCGGAGCUGUCACGCUCGGAUUCUUAUGACUCCCGCAUGACGGCUGAGCCUAUCUCUCCCAUGACGCCCGUCUACGAGUUCUCGGCGCGGUACCAGCCCCUAGCGAAGGAUCCACGGUCCUAUCCCGACGAGCACCCCACCGACGCCCAGUUCUUCCAUCCGACCAACAAACGGAAGGCAAGCGCCCUGAACGAUGGCCCAUCCGUCAAAUAUGAGGACGAACGUACCGCCAUCCCCGCCUCUCCUUCCGGUAGCACCUUGGGUGCUGAAAAGCCGCCGCAGAAGCGCUUCCCGUGCCGCUUCCGUGACGAGCUCGGCUGCGACAAGACCUUCACCACGUCCGGGCACGCCUCACGGCACUCCAAAAUCCACACGGCCGAGAAGGGUGUUCCCUGCUCCUACCCGGGCUGCCCCAAGAAGUUCACGCGCUCCGACAACAUGAAGCAGCACCUCGAUACGCACUUCAAGGACAGGUCGCGC